AUGAAUAUAACCUAUUAUAGAAAGGUUAAUAUAGAUGGUUCCCUCAACCCCAGAAAUUGGCUAUCUUAUAGCACUACUUUAGACAAAAUCUUUUGUCUAUAUUGUAUUAUGUUUGGUGGCCCUAAGUCCAAUACUUUUUGGACUCAACAUGGGGUAAAUAAUUGGAAAAACAUAAAGCGUGACUUAGAGAGACACGAAGCAUCUUCUCUUCAUAAAGAUUGUGAAUAUGCAAACAUGACUUGGCUUGCAAAUAAACGCAUUCAAGAUCAUUUGCUAUCAAAUAAACUUGAUAUAAUCAUGGAAAAUCGUAAUAUAGUUCAUAAUAUUAUCAAUGCCAUUAUGUACCUUAUAAAAUGUAAUAUAGCCUUUUGGGGUUCUAAUUCGAAUGAAGGUAAUUUUAUGUGUCUAAUAAAAUUAAUGGCAAAAACGGUUCCAACUUUACGUGCAUACAUGGAUAACAACGAAAAAUUGCGGAGAAAAAAAUCAGAUAAAAUUUCGAGACCUUAUAUAAAUUUACUGUCAUAUGGCCACGUGAAAAAAAUAACUGAAAUUAUUAAUAUAAAAAUAACAAAAAGCAUUAUUCAAACAAUUAAAGAGAAUCGUGCCUAUAGCAUCAUAUUAGAUGGAACAUAUGAUGUGUCUAAAAAAGAAUGCAUAGCUUUGCUUGUACGGUAUAUAGAAGAUGAUCUGCAUCCACAUCCUGUAGAAAGGAUCAUACAUGUUUUUACAACAUCAGAAACCACUGGGGAAAAUAUAAAGAAACAUGUUUUUUCUAAGUUUAAUGAUCUUGGUCUUCCUCUUGAUUAUUUGGUUAAACAAAGUAUGGGUGGUGCAGGGAAUAUGAGAGGAGUAUACAAAGGAAUGCAGGCUUUAAUAUUGAAAGAGGCUCCAAAAGCCAUCUAUAUUUGGUGCCAUGCACAUCGGCUAAAUUUAGUAGUUGCUCAUGUUUGUGGAUGCAAAAUUGAAAUGAAAAAGGCAAUGGGAAUAUUAGAUGAGUUAUAUAAUUUUAUGAAUGGAGUUAGACGUCAAGGUGUAUUUGUUAAAUAUCAAAUGAGAAAGUCCAAGAAAUCUCUUAAAAGAAUUAAAAACACAACAAGGUAA
This is a messenger RNA of Gordionus sp. m RMFG-2023, 1101 nucleotides long. RefSeq names its product zinc finger MYM-type protein 1-like. The transcript has a single exon. Bases 1 to 1101 code for a protein of 366 amino acids. Lineage: Eukaryota; Metazoa; Nematomorpha; Gordioida; Chordodea; Parachordodidae. The record is from RefSeq and is a predicted model, not a curated record.